Molecule: messenger RNA, 729 nt
Organism: Alternaria atra
Lineage: Eukaryota; Fungi; Ascomycota; Dothideomycetes; Pleosporales; Pleosporaceae
Exons: 1
Coding region: 1-729 (242 amino acids)
Source: RefSeq, a predicted model, not a curated record
AUGCUUCCGUCUAGUUCCGACUCCGGCCGAACGAGUGUCACAGAAACGGUCGAAGACAAGAAACACCAACUUCCACCCUGGCCAUCACCAGAACCAACACCGCACAAAGAUUUCAUAGAAUGUACUCCCCCAGAGCUACCUAUAUACCGCAAGUUCACCGUCUUUACCGCUGGCAGCAUAGAGAUGGGCGGCGCAGUCAACUGGCAGCCGCUGAUGGCAACCCUCCUUCAUCACUUGCCGAUCACUGUAUGCAACCCCCGGAAAGGCGAAUGGGAUAAAAACAUUACACAACAGGCCAAAGACGAAUUCUUCAAACAACAAGUCGACUGGGAGCGAGAUGCACUAGAGCAAGCAGACGUCAUAUGUUUCUUCUUCGACACCGAGACCAAGAGCCCGGUGUCUUUGCUCGAGCUAGGUCGCUGGGCUGCAUCCGAUAAGGUUGUCGUUUGCUGCGGAGACGAAUACUGGAAAUCAGGAAACGUCCACCUCGCAUGUGAGCACGAUGGCAUCACAUAUGUCAAGGAAUUCGAAAAACUGGUACCCGAAGUCGUGAAAAUGCUCGAGAAGAAGGGCAUGAAACGUGACCACAACGGCGACUUGAUCGGAGAGAACGUACACGUACCCAAAGAGAAGCCAAAGAAGACGACGCAGCUGGAGGCAGAGAAGGCCGACUUGCAGAAACAAGUUGAUGAUCUGCUAGCCAAGCUGGCGGCACAGCCCAAGAUGUGA